Molecule: messenger RNA, 1638 nt
Organism: Chenopodium quinoa (quinoa)
Lineage: Eukaryota; Viridiplantae; Streptophyta; Magnoliopsida; Caryophyllales; Amaranthaceae
Product: tropinone reductase homolog At5g06060-like
Exons: 6
Coding region: 147-1133 (328 amino acids)
Molecular function (GO): oxidoreductase activity
Source: RefSeq, a predicted model, not a curated record
UUGAGCAAACUACAAAGAGAGCAAACUCUAACUUACCAAGAGUGCAAGCUCUACAGUUGUUUAUCUCAAAUACUUCGUACUUUCUAAACUAACACUUGCAGAUCUACGGGUUUAGGAGUAAAAAAAAUUUAGGAAAAUUUUCCAAAAUGAAUAUCAGCAUUGUUAAUCCCACCUCAAAUUCAUCUCAUGUUCCUUCAAUUUUCCAAAACGCAUCUUUUUUACCCAGAAUUUCAUGGUUAACCCCCAAAAUUCCCUCAAAAAAUCACCCAAAAAAUCACUCAAUAAUUGCUUCCUCAAUUAGCAGCAGCAGCAACAACAAUCAAAAAACACCCACAAGCAGGAAAGAUAAUCGGUGGUCUCUUCAUGGAAUGACGGCUUUAGUCACCGGCGGCACUCGUGGAAUUGGGCAUGCAAUUGUUGAAGAAUUGGUGGGUUUUGGAGCAAUUGUGCAUACUUGUGCUAGAAAUGAAUUGGAGCUUCAAAAUUGCUUGAAAAAUUGGGAAAGUCAAGGGUUUAAUGUUAGUGGGUCUGUUUGUGAUGUUUCUUCUUGGGAGCAAAGGGAGAAGCUUAUGGAUACUGUUUCUUCUGUUUUUAAUGGCAAGCUUAACAUUCUUGUCAACAAUGUCGGGACAAAUAUACGGAAACCAAUUGUUCACUUAACUCCUCAAGAAUAUUCGACAUUGAUGACUACAAAUUUUGAGUCUGUUUUCCAUUUGAGCCAGCUGGGUCAUCCCCUCCUAAAAGCUUCUGCCUGUGGAAGUAUCGUGUUUGUCUCUUCUGUCUCUGGUUUUGUUUCCUUGAAAUCAAUGGCUCUUCAAGGAGCAACUAAAGGAGCAAUUAAUCAACUUACUCGAAAUUUGGCAUGUGAAUGGGCAAAAGAUAAGAUUAGGAGCAAUGCUGUUGCACCUUGGUAUAUCAAAACCACUAUGGUAGAAAAGGUUUUAAGCAAUGAAGAGUAUCUCGAAGAAGUUUAUUCUCAUACACCACUUUGUCGUCUUGGAGAUCCAACAGAAGUCUCAUCUUUGGUUGCAUUCCUCUGCCUCCCUGCAUCUGCUUACAUUACUGGUCAAAUUAUUUGUGUCGAUGGUGGAAUGUCUAUCAAUGGUUUCUAUCCCAGAUUUGAUUUCCAGUAGCUAAAUGCAGAGUUACCAAUCAAGGGGACAUUGUGUUUGGAUUAGAGAGGACAAAGUAGAAGCUAAGGCCAUAUGACAAAUAUUUUUCAGUGGAGAAAGAGAAAAGAAGUAUAUAUGAUUCGAGUUUUCUGUCAAAAGGAUUUGCUCACUCCUAUUACACUGUUCCGUAAAGACUUGGAAUAUCUUUUAAGAGUGAAGAUGUGUUUCCAGACCUUGAUGAUGUUACUCAAGCUAUUGGUUGGAGUCUGUGUUUUUAGUGAAGUUAUUGUUUACUUGCCAAGAAAAUCCUGCUAAUCACGUUGGAUUAUGGUCUUCUGUUAGUUCAGCUCAUGACAAUCUGAAAGAUUGAUUUAUAUCUUGUCCAACUUUUUGACCUGUUCAUAAAUUCAAUCUACCUAUUAGGUUGAAUGCUAUUUUUCCUUCAAUUAUCAUGCGUUCUCUCACAAUGAUGAUAAUUCUUUCUCUAAGCAAUUUAAUCAGUUUCUAUUGUACAUGUACUUUGUUA